UAAAUGUAUUUAGAAGUCAUUCUAUAGCAUAUCAUCAAAAUGUCAAAAAGUCUGAAUUGUAUAUUGUAUGAAUGGUAAAUGAUGAUAUAAUAGAAUAUCAGAGUCAUAGUAGCCUUUAUUAUGUCAUUAAAAUGUCAUAAAGAGUAUAGUGCGUCAUAAGGGGGCCUUGUUCAGCUGACUGACCACACUCACACAACGCUUCAACCGCCAAAAAAGGGCCGCCGGAGCGACUGGUGUGCAGAGCCCCAGCUAAGAAUAUCCUGGAACCUUCUCCCGGAUACAGUUACCUUGAAGCUUCCCGUGCUGUGCUCUGAACUAUACCCAUGUGAGGCACCAAUAACACUGGGGGGUAUUCUGUCACAGCCCCCUCUGCGAUGCUGCCACACGGGCAGCUCCAAAGUCUUACAAUUCAAGUGUGAUUUUCAUUUUUUAUUUUUUUUUUAUCUUGGAGAAGUUCAACCUGUGUAUUACACACAUCAGGAAAGAAGAUUGUGGUGCCCAAGUGGAAAUGGAAUAAUUGACUUUGUCACGUAAUAACUGGAUGCUGACUGGACUCCAACUGAAGCUGUGAUUUUCCGUUCACUUUUGCAUGAGGAGGCUUUGCUCCAAAUAUCAAGGAUUAUAGCUGAAAUUGUCUCCAUAAUACCAUGGCGGAAGGAGCUGCCUCCUCCUCCUCCUCCACAGCCAGUGGGUCCAGUGGAGCAGCUCCACCACAGACGAUCCCCGUCAAGUCCAAAGGUCUGGGCCUCCUCGGGAAGCUGAAAGUGUCCGCGGAGCUGCUGGUGGCUCUGGCUGCUCUCCUGUCCUGGGUGGUGGUCGGAGUAGUGAUGUUUGACUUUGUGGAGUACAAGGCAGUCCCUGACAUUCAGCAAAUCGUUUCGGACCCCAUUGGAGCUGUAAACGACGCCGUCGAGGAAGCAUCCAGUCUACUCAAUAAGUUUCAGGAAUGUGCACCCGAUUUAAGUGACCCCACGUCCGCUGCCACCUACGUAGCUAAAGAAAUAUCUGAUGCAAAAGAUGGAUUUGUUCGCUAUUUUUCCGAUGAGGAAGGGAACUUCUACCUCAGCUAUGUUGACCCUGUGAUCAUCGGUAGACAAGCUUUCCAUUCGACCAAUGACUUAAUGCGUGGAGUCGUGGGCACCUUCAAGGACACAUUGUGCGCCAUUGUAGACGCCGCAUUAAAUACUAUAUCGGAUGUAAAUAAAGGAGAAGUUGACCUUAGCUGCAUUGACCCUGUGGUCGUAGGCCGAGGUGUCUUCAAUGUUACUAAUGGGUUUGUGUGUGGAGUGGGGAGCUACAUCCGGGAUGUGCUGUGUGCCCUUCUGGACACAAUUCUGGAUGUAGUGAAAGGAACCUCAGGAACCGUGGAUACUCCCUCCGUGGACCCUGUUGUAGUUGGCAGAAAUGUCUUCAGUCUUACAAAUGACACCGUGAGUAGACUAGUGGGCUACAUCCAGGACGUACUCUGUGCCAUCGUAGACAGUGUGCUGGAUUUAACUAAAGGAACCACCGACACAAGCUUCAUGGACCCUGUGGUUGUUGGUAGAAAUGUCUUCUGUGUUACUAAUGACUUUCUGAGUGGAAUAGCCGGAUACAUCCAGGAUGUGCUCUCUGCCGCCUUGGACGUGAUACUGGACACAGUAAAAUAUCUGCAGCAUGCUGUGGGAUUCAGCCCGACGUCAGCUCUAAAGAGAACAGCAGAAAUCAGCACAGAGCAGAUGAACACGCUUGUGAGCUACGUCUCCACGCUGAUUGGUCAACAAGACAUCAUGCCAGAAGUUUCCAUUGACCCCAUGAAAGUGGUUGAAGAUGCUCUGUUGGAGGCCUCGGACAAGAAAGAUUUGUUCGUGGCUUACAUGUCGAGCAUGCUUGUUGCUGAUCGAGGAGAACCUGUUGUAAAUGUAGUAUCUGAAAAAGAUGAAGCUGUAGCUCUCCCAUCUAAUUUGAAUAUGUUACGAAGAAAAGGAGAAUUUCUUCCGUCUUUGGGAAAAGUUACAGAGAUCAUGCAAGCUGCCAAAGAUGCUGCUGCUGCUUCUGCUGCUGAAGCCCCAGACUCAAAGAUCAAGGAGGAGGAUGGAGACGUUUCCACUGAAGCUGCCUACGAAGUGGACGUGGAGGAGGAGGAGGAUGUGAAACAUAUCAACCUUGAAGAAACAGAACAUGAACCACCAGCCAUCAAUGAAGGAGACAAGGUCGACAGAGAGGAGGAGGAACAUGAGGAGAUUCAAACAGAGGAGGAUGCGAUUUAUGAGGCGGAAGAAACAGAGGAUGCUGAAGGAGAAGAAGGUGGAGAUAUUAUUAAAACAGCCACUGAAGAAGAACAAGUAGAUGAACCAAGUGAGGAGCAGGAAGAGGAGAUCAAAGUUGAAGAUGUUUUGGCGAAAGAGGAGAAGGAAACACAUACAGAAGAGGAUGCAUUAAAAAAAGAUUUGGUAGUGGAAGUGGAGGAGGAGACCAUAUCUGAAGACAUUUUGGUAAAAGAGAGGGAGGAGGACGAAGAGGAGGAGGAGGAGAAAAAAACUGAAGAUGUUUUCGUAGACGAUGGUGAGGAAGAAGACGACAGAAAAACUGAAGUGGAAGUUGAGGAGGUGGAGGAUACUAACAUUGAAGAACACACCAUAGAAGAUGAUGAGGAGACAAAAACAGGACUUCUGGUAGAGGAGGAGGAGGAAGUGGUGGUGUUGGUGGUGCAGGAGGUCAAGCAUGAGGAGGACGGGGAGGUACAAAAUGAAGAGAUUUUAGUAGAAGAUGGUGAGGAAGAAGAGGAGAGUAAAACUGAAGUGGAAGUGGAGGAGACUAUAAUGGAGGAACAUGCAGGAGAGGAUGAAACAAAUAUAGAACUUGUGGCAGAAUUAGAGGAGGAGGAGGAGGAGGAAGAGGAGGAGGACGACGUGUUGAUAGGAGAUGGUGAGGAAGAGAAGGAGACAAAAACAGAAGAUGCAGUUGAAUAUUUGGAAGACAAUAAAGAGGAGGAGGAGGAAGACGGCGAGGACGAAGAGACAACAACAGAACUUGUAAUUGAAAACGAGGAGGAGACCGAAUCUGAAGAAGAUUUGGCAGAGGCUGGGAUAGAUGAUGAGAAAAAAACAGUAGAAGUUCAAGUAAAAUCAUUGGAAGAUUUUGAUGAGGAGGAGAACGAAGAUGAAGAUCUUCGUGUUGAUGAAGGAAGCGACAAAGAAAUAAAUGAAAUUACUGAUAUCAACGAUCAGCUUUCUAAAACUAACCAGGAACUAGGAGCUUUAGAUGCUGAAGAUAAAAAGAAUUUAGAGGAGGAGGAAGCAGAAGAACCGUUCAGAGUGGAGACGACGGAAGUGGACAAAGGAGAUGAAGAAGAAGAGCCAUCUGCCCAACGUCUUGAUUUUGAAAUUAUAUCAUCUAAAACACCAAAUAAUGCAGGUGUCAUACCCGAAUCCAACAACGUUAUAGAAGAGGAAACAACAGUCAAUGAAUACUCUGACAUCAUCAACGAACGUGAUGAAAACAAUGAUGAGAUUGAAAGCGUGAAAUCUGAAUCUGAACAAAAAAGGGAGGUUCAUGUUCCCUUUGAGAGACUGAGAAGAGUCGGCUCCAGAGCUGCUCACAAAGAGGAACACCUUCACAAACGUGGGAAAGUUCUCAAAGCGGCAAAGGAAAGACGAAAAGAAGUUAAAGACGCCAUUAUCAAAGACCUCGAGGAGGAGAAAAAAGAGGGAGCCAAACUUGAGGAAAUCAUUGAAAAGAAACCAAAAGAAGAAAAGCUAAAGGAAGAGGCUAAACCAUUUGAGAAGAAACCACUGAAGCACAAAGAAGAAGAGACUAAAAAGAAGGAAGAACCCAAUAAACCACCUAAAGGAGAGAAAAGAGUGAAGCAUACUAAGGAGGAGAAAGAAACAAAACAGGUGACAGAAGCGAAGAAAACCAAUAAAACAGAAAGACGCCAAGAAACCAUCUAAAACAGAACAAGAUGUCAUGAAACCAUCCACUGGAGUCAAGAAACCACUAAAAGAAGACAAAGUAGUCAAGCUACUACUUAAAGAAGAGAAAGAGGUUCAGAAAGAAACUAAAGCAGAGAAAGAGGAAAAGAAAUCAUUAAAAGGAGUCAAAAAAAUACCUCAAGAUGAGAAAGAGGAAAGGGAAGUUAAGAAAGCAUCUAUAGAGGAGAGAGAAGUCGAGAAACCAUCUCAAGGUGAGAAGGAGGUCAAGAAACUACAUGAAGAAGAGAAAGAAGUCAGGAAACCAAUUCAAGAAAAGGAAGCAGUAAAGAAAUCAUCUCACAAAGUGAAAGAAGUCCAGAAACAAACUCAAGCAGAGAAAAACAUCAAGAAACCAUCUAGAGAAGAGAGGUAUGUGAAGAAAAACGACAAAAAAGAAGUGAAGAAACCACCUAUAGAGGAGAAAGAGAUCACGAAAGCAUCUCCAGAAGUGAAAGAGAUCAAGAAACCAUCUGAAGAACAGACAGAGGUCAAGAAGACUAGACAAGAAACACAAUACAAGAAAGAAGAGAAAGAAGUCACAAAAGCAUUUGAGGAAGAGAGAGAAGUCAAGAGACUAUCAAGAAAAGAUAAUAAUGUUGAGAAACCAUCUGAAGAAGAAAAAGAAGUCAUAAAAAUCCCUGGACAAGAGAAACAAGUCAGGAAACCAAUUGCAGAAAAGAAAGAGGUAAAUAUAUCAUCUCAAGAAGAGAAGGAACCUCAAAAACCAACUCAGGCCCUGAAGAAAGUCAAGAAACGAUCGAAAGAACAGACGACGGUCACGAAACACACUAGACAAGAAAAACAAUGCAAUAAACCCACUCGAGUUGAGAAAGUAGUUGAAAAAAAACCUGAAGAGGAGAAAGAAGUCACAAAACCACGUGAAGAGAGCAAAGUCAAGACACCAUCCAGAGAGGAGAAAAGAGUCAAGACGCCACUAAAAGAAGAGAAACAAAUCAAGAAAACAUCUAAAGAGGAGAAACCAUUCAGGGAAACUUCUAAAGAAGAGAAAGAGGGCAAGAAAACACCUAAAGAACUGAAAAAAGUCAAGAUUCCACACAGAGACGUGACAAACGUAACAAAACCACUUCAAGAAGCAGUCAAGAAACAUUCAACAGAAGAAAAACAAGUCAAGACACCACCCAAAGAAAAGGAAGACGUCAAGACACCACCCAAAGAGGAGAAAGAGUCAAGACACCACCGAAAGGAAGGAAAGAAGUCAAGACUCCACCCAAAGAGGAGAAAGAAGUCAAGACACCACCCAAAGAGGAAAAAGCAGACAAGAAACCACUUAAAGAAAAGAAAGAGGUCAAGACUCCACCCAAAGAGGAGAAAGAAGUCAAGACACCACCCAAAGUGGAGAAAGAAGUCAAGACACCACCCAAAGAAAAGAAAGAAGUCAAGACUCAACUUAAAGAAAAGAAAGAGAUCAAGACUCCACCCAAAGAGGACAUAGAAAUCAAGACACCACCCAAAGUGGAGAAAGAAGUCAAGACACCACCCAAA
Messenger RNA from Gasterosteus aculeatus aculeatus (three-spined stickleback), 5456 nucleotides. The record is from RefSeq and is a predicted model, not a curated record. Lineage: Eukaryota; Metazoa; Chordata; Actinopteri; Perciformes; Gasterosteidae.